GGUGUCUGAGCUUUGGGAGCCAAUGAGAGCGAGAGCAUCCGUGUCUUGGCGUGCAGAAGGGCGUGCGGUCUCUAUUUAAACCGUUGGCUUUGCACAGGUUAACCAGACACAUCUUACCUGUAGAGGAUAUUCUCACUGCGCACCCCUGCACCAGAACAUUUCCAAAAUGAGUGACAAACAGGAGGUCAUCCAGCAGGUGGAGAAGUUCGAUAAGGGAAAACUAAAGAAGUCUAACACGGAAGAAAAAAACUAUAUUCCAACCCAGCAGGAAAUUGAAGAGGAGAAGAAAGCCAUGAAAGAGGGGAAGUGUAACUGAGACGCAUCUGCCAUGAUUCCUCUCCUUCAGCCCUGCCCUGUUACCUGCUCUUCCUCCAAUUAGGAAUCCCAUUAUCUCCGCCACUGCUUCUGUCUUCCAUGCCACCAUGUUUGAUUAGAAAUGGUGUUUGGGCUGAUGCUACAGGGAAUCUGUCUGUAAUCUUAAAUAAAUGAAUGCAAUAGAUAUAUUGUGUUGUGCUUUUCCCAUGCAGUUUAGAAAGGGUGGAAUUGAGCAAGACAGUGAUUUGACAGGGUGCAGGUUUAAAAAGAAAAAGAAAAAAAAGAGAACAAUCAUAAAUAAUUAUAUUAGUGGAAACCAAUCAAUGGAUUACAUUGCUAAUAAUUCCAUAUGGAUGCAUGUAAAUGGUGCCGUUCAGGAAAUGUUCUGAGAAAUAAUGAUAUUUUUUCUUUAAUAAAAAUCCAUGUGUCAAAUA
Messenger RNA from Micropterus salmoides (largemouth bass), 749 nucleotides. RefSeq names its product thymosin beta 1 (gene tmsb1). The coding region runs from base 167 to 316 and encodes 49 amino acids. Gene Ontology annotation, biological process: actin filament organization. Gene Ontology annotation, molecular function: actin monomer binding. Lineage: Eukaryota; Metazoa; Chordata; Actinopteri; Centrarchiformes; Centrarchidae. The transcript is spliced from 3 exons. The record is from RefSeq and is a predicted model, not a curated record.